Brenthis ino (lesser marbled fritillary) is the source of this 714-nucleotide messenger RNA. The record is from the annotation of a GenBank genome assembly. NCBI's taxonomy places the organism in Eukaryota, Metazoa, Arthropoda, Insecta, Lepidoptera, Nymphalidae.
AUGAUAAAAGUUUGGAGGUUGGGACUGCUAGGAUAUGAUACGGCUUACAAAAUUCAAUCAACUAUAGCUCGCAAACAUUUGGACGCAAUAGCAAAAGGUUCAGCUGCGAACUAUGACACUCUUUUAUUAGUUGAGCAUAAACCAGUAUACACUACAGGUAUUAGAGAUAAAAUAUCAAAAGAAGAAACCUUAAGACUUUGUAGACUAGGAGCAGAGUUUCGAAAUACCAAUAGAGGGGGUCUCAUCACAUUUCAUGGACCAGGGCAGCUUGUUGUGUACCCCAUUAUUAAUUUAAAAUAUUUCAAACCCAGUGUCAAAUGGUAUGUUGACAGUUUAGAAGCAACUGUAAUAAAUCUGUGUGAAGAAUUAGGAAUAAAGGCAAACAGGUCUCCUCAUACAGGAGUAUGGGUUGGUGAUAAUAAAAUAGCAGCAAUUGGUGUACAUGCAUCUAGAUAUAUUACAACUCAUGGCAUUUCAUUGAAUUGUAAUAUUGACUUAUCAUGGUUUUCUCAUAUUGACCCUUGUGGCAUUCCUGACAAAGGGGUUACUUCAAUAACAAAGGAAACUGGUGAAGAAUACUCAAUUGAUAAAAUAAUCCCAAUAUUUAUAAACCAUUUCGAAAGAGUAUUUGGCUGUAAUUCAGAGGUCAUAGAUAUAGAUUCCCAACAAGAAAUUCUUAGUAAUGUUUAUAGUAAAUUGAUGGUUGAACUGGGA